This is a messenger RNA of Trichomonas vaginalis G3, 1476 nucleotides long. RefSeq names its product regulation of tocopherol cyclase protein. NCBI's taxonomy places the organism in Eukaryota, Parabasalia, Trichomonadida, Trichomonadidae. The transcript has a single exon. Bases 1 to 1476 code for a protein of 491 amino acids. The record is from RefSeq and is a predicted model, not a curated record.
AUGAAUUUUUUGAAGAAUCAAUUAUUCCAUUUUGGCAGAUUUUAUUUUAUUGAUACUUUCACUCGAAAGAACAAGCUUCUCAAUGAUAAAGCGAUUGACGGAUUAUCUGCGGUUUCCACUGGAAAUCUUGGUUGGUGGAUCAUUGGAGGCAAAGACUCAAGCUAUUUGAUACGUCAAUUAUUUGCCGGUGUAUUCCAUAUUAGUAGAUUUACAACAACGUUAGGCUAUUCAGCGACCGAUAUUGUAUUUAGUAAGUUAGCCAACAAAUUAAUGCCAAAUUCGACCAUUUUCAAUGAUGCUGCAGCCACACAAAGAUUUUAUACAAGAUUAAUGAUGACUUUAAGAUUGAAUGGAGGUGUUUAUGAAGAGAUUCAUCAGUUCAUCGCAAAAAGUUUACUUUCGCUUCCACCAAAUGCUAAAAUUGCUGCGCUUACUGCAAUCACAACGAGUUAUCCAGUAUGCAAGAAGUCAAAUCACCUUACUUUGAAUGAAUAUCCAGUUUCAACAAUCAAAGAACUCUUCAGGAAGCAGACAGGUUAUGAUUUUUUCAAUAUAUUCCGCGAAAUAUCAGCUACUCUUUCCGCUUCUCCUUCCAUUAUUAAGAGGGAUGGCGUUUUAAGAAACGGAAUUCCAGUAACUAUCACAAUUAUACCUCCCAACGUUGACAGAAUGAGAAAAAUCGAUUUGAUACCAUUCAGACUCUUACAGAUACCGCUUAACAUCCUUCCGUUCAUGAAAAUUCAGAGAGAUUUAUAUAAUUCUUUCAUCAACAGGUUCUCAUGGAAUAUUUCUAAAGAAAUUUCCGCAAGAAUGAAGCUCAUUGAGAAACUUGGUAUCGAUCCAGAAUCGAAUUUCGAAGAAAUCGUUGCUCAAGUCGAAAGAUUAAAUUUACCAGUAACAAUUCCAGUUCCAAACACUGAACUGAGCGGAGACAAUAUUCUAGUUACCUCCAGACAGCCUCCAGCCAUCAGCCAAUUACCGAUAACAAAAUCUAUUGGUUAUAAUUUGACAGAAUUCUUCUCAUCUAUGUUCUUUAGACAUAGCGUUGUUGUUCCCAAUAUUGAUAAGAGCAAUAUUUUGUUCGGAAAUGGCAAAAUCGCCCUUGAAAGGUACCAUCCUAUUACAGAUUUCGACAAGGACGACCUUAUGAACAUAAUACUGAUGACCAGUGCUGUUAGCUCCAAGCAACAACCACUUGCUGAGCGCUGCGCAACAGCAUUAUGUUACAAUAUUCAUACAAUUCAACGAAGCGCCAUGGAAGGGAACACAGGAAUGGCCUUUAAAGAGGUUCUUAAGCAUCAUACACCUCAGAUGUUCGCUUUCGCUGAAGGACUUACAGGAAUCAGUGGAAUUAGGAACCAAACUAACUCAAAUUGGCCGGUUGUUCCAUUUGCUUCGAGACUUGUUGGAAGCGGAAUUUCUGCUUUCAUUUACCAACAAUUUUUCAAAAGAUAUUUCCGGGUUGAUGUACCAUAA